GAACAGCACAAGCCAUCCAGCGAGCAGCAGACAGAUAGCAUCGUCAAGUCAGUUUUCCCAGGGCUGUCAUCGAGAGCGGUCGAGUUUUCCCUCUCAACAGGACGCUCUGUGAGGGUUCGGGUUUCCUCGAAAGCUUUCUUUUUUUGCAAUCAAGUUGGCUUGGCGCGCGUUCGAGCAAUUUUGGCUUCUAUUCUUGCUAGGAUUGUGUGUGCGUGCUGGUUCUCGAAUGGUAUAGUGACAAAUGUGUGACAGCGGAGUGGGAGGUUUUACUCCACGGAAAGCGCCGUUUCGGGGGUGUUGAUUCGAAGAUUUUUUCGAUGCAGGAUCAAGUGAUUGUGGAAUGAGGCUUGCUGGAAAAUGCCUAUACGACAACAAUUGAUGUCAAGUGAAAUCUGAUUAAUUGCUGAGGCGACAAGCCUUUCUUCAAACGAAAGUGGAAGUGGAAACGCUUUGAUUCUGUGAACUACAUCCCACUCAGUCGGUGUGUUGUGGAAAGUGGCCUAGAUAUCGGUGUGCAUGUAUUCGCGAGGACGGAAGCGUUGUGAACCGUUUAUCGCGUAGGUUUCGUUAAUUUAUUUCCGUUUUCUAAAAGCGAGACAAGUGCCGAACGGUGUCGCAGUGAACCUAGCGCCAUAAUUUUUGCGAACAAAGGAAGCUACGGAGAUUGUAAAAGUUUUGGAGUAGGGUAGAUCUUCGGUACGCCGGGUUGUGCCGGUAGCAAUCGGUACACGAUGCGGUGUAAAAUCUCAGGGGUAACCGGUGGUGCUACGACGAUGCCGAUGGCUUAAGGGCACUGCUGUGUAUGAUUCUGUAUGCUGUUGGGAAUUUAAUGAUGACUUACAGGUUUUAAGAAGACCCUUAACGUCCACGCCAAUGGUCGCAAGGGGAUUUUCGAGUUCAAUUUGGACUGUAUAAGAUGCUCGAGGUUUUCAGUAAUAAAGCGAAAUAGAAGAUAGUUAAGGCCAAUCUGGUGACACUAAUCAGGACACGGUGAUAAAUCUAAAAGAUUAUGGUGAAGCUGCUCACUUAGGGCAAUGCCAGUCAACUUUCAUCAGCAGUUCGUACCCCUUGGAGCGCUAGUGCAACUUCAGAGACAGCAGAAGCGACUUUCCUGAAAGGCAGCAGACGAAGAAUAAUGACGAUGCAUAAGGAAAAACUUGAUUAAAGCGCGAUCCUGCGUGGAAUCCGUUCCGUGACAGCGAUAUUCAAGCAUCGUUUGCAGCGACACAACCAGUAAACAGAACGACACCGACCCGAAGGAACCAGUAAGUUUUCCGUGCACAAAUAUACAUAUAUACACGUAUAUAGCGUGUUCGGGAAGGAAGUCGAGAGCCAGUGUCCACGGUUUUUCCAACCCCUUCCCUCCUACCUCCGAAGAAUAGCAAAACGAGGAAAGCCGGCGAAAUGAAGGGACGACAUCUGAGGAGACGGUUCAGCUUGCAGCCAUCCUUUAUGAAGGACGACAGCCCGGAAGAUAAACCCAAACGCGAGAAACCCCUGAAAAACGAUGAAAAUUCGAUAAACUCCAAUGUGCGGCACAAAAUCGUCGUCAUGGGAGCGGCCAAGGUCGGCAAGAGUUCGCUCAUCACCCAGUUCCUGUACAGCACAUUUUCGCCCAAGUACAAACGCACCGUCGAAGAGAUGCACCACGGCCACUUCUCCGUCGGUGGAGUCAACCUCACGCUGGACAUCCUGGACACAUCCGGUUCGUACGAGUUUCCAGCAAUGCGAGCCCUAUCCAUCUCAUCGGCCGAUGCAUUCAUCCUGGUGUACGAUGUCACCGACAGUGUCACGUUCGAGGAGGUCAAAGCGAUUCGGGAACAGAUUCACGAGAUCAAAUCCACCACCGCUGUUCCGAUUGUGGUAGUCGGCAAUAAGACCGAUCUGGUCGACGAGGACGACGACAUCCGACAGAUCCCACGUGGAACAACCGAAUCGAUGGUAGCAGUCGACUGGGAAAACGGUUUCGUCGAAGCAUCGGCAAAGCUCAACCGGAAUGUGUCUCAGAUCUUCAAGGAACUGCUUGCCCAGGCAAAGAUCGCCUACAACCUCAGUCCGGCCUUGCGGCGGCGGAGGCGCCAAUCACUACCGCAGCAAUCCAGCAGUGCAGGUGGCACGGGGCCUCCAACACCACAGCAAGCCAUGCCGCCAGCCUCGGUUCACGUUCCCUCCGCCGCUCAGUUGGCCCAUUUACAGCAAAUCCAGGAUAAGAGCCUCGGCGGAAAGCGGAAUUCAUGCGUGUUGUCUUAAUACCGCUCGAGUUGUUACCAGCUGUAGGUGCACACAUAAUUCUGGUAAUUAUGUGAGCUAUGUUUCAAUAACUAAUCUAGAAAUAUUCCAAUACAAAAGUAAGCAAAGUCCAAGCAGUUAUCCUACUAAAAUGUAUUUGACAAGUGUUUCAUGUAUUUCAAUAAAAAAAAUAAUUAACGUUAUUGUGGGGAAUAUAGCUUAUACAUAUGAGUCAAACUGAAAAUAGUAAAAUGUUUGUAUAUUUAAGUUUAAUUCAAGCUUGGUGCAUACCGGCUUUAUAUGGCUGCUUAGUAUUUGUUCUCAUAUUCUUGUCUGCGAUUAACCUUUGAGUCGUACGUAUGAAUAAAUAAACGGACACCAAUACAUUGAAAAUGUCCGAAGCUAACAUCAUUACAAUGGUUUCCGAAUCAAUUCUCCGUUUCCCUUUCCUACUUGCGAGUUUGUGUAUGCACGAAAGAAACGCAGGGAUCGAGGCGAGAGAAACUAAUUAGCGGGAAUGAACAUUGAAAGACGAACGAGAUUCAGAACGGGAUAGCAACAUGUUGAUGUGUGCAUGGGAGCAUCGGGUUACUUCGAUAGCUCCUUAGCCGUCGCCCGCUCGGUGCCCUGCCUGUAAGAAUAUGUGUGCGUUGUAAUGUAAGAAUCGCGAAUGAGCGAACGAGAGCAAUAUUCCGACUACCACGACCUAUUACCUGAAGCUCGAAUCGGAAUAACGAGGUACCAAUGUGUGAGUGAGAGAAUGUACGAUGGGCACAUAUCUAUGAACGGAAAAAGUUCAGCGUUAUUUAGCAUUCACUCGACUAAGUGUUCCGCGGAUGGACGUGAAAGAAAAGAGUGCUCAUCAACCUUUGACGGAUCACGACAGUUAUAUUAAUUCGAUGUUUGUGAGAAACAAAAGUCCUGACUUUGUUAUUGAGCAGCUAGAUAAAACAUAACAUAACCAAAAAAAAAGAUCUGGAAAGGCGCGAAUAGGUCAAAGAUGUAAAGUAGCGAACAGGAAUAUUACGGGUAAAUCCAUUCAACGCUAACCAAAUACAAUAGAUGGAUUAUUUCCAAAAAACAAACAGAACUAGGAAAAACAACAGCUUAGUUGUACCCAGUGCAAACAUUUUCCCCAAAGAAAAACAACUUUGUUUCUUGUUUAUGGUAGUUUCUAAGCGAACACAAAGUGGAAUGCAAUUUCCAAACCAAUCAGCAAUGGCAUGUAAAAUAAAACGAAUAUAUAUUUAUACAAAAGAAAAUCCUACUUCAAAUUUACUUAAAACUUCUUUCUCCCAUAUUCUCGUUGAUAUAUCUACAUGUUAACAUCCAUACUCCAGUCUAGCUUCAACUGCAAACAUUCGAGGUCAACAAAAGCGCACAGCCUAUCCGAAAUUUUCCAUGAACAGAAGAAAAAAAUAACAAAUCCUGAUCGUUAUAAAAUACAUACCAGAAAGUGAGAUCCAACAGCGAUAUGCAAUAAACGGACGUGAAGCGUCACUAUAUUACGAAUAAUGUAAAAACAUAAAAAUUAAACAAACACCACAUUUAGCAGCUAGCUAACUACAUACUAGAAAGCGACAUUUACCAAUAGAUUAAGAAGAAGAAAAAAAAGAUGCUAAUAGUUGUCAUACUUGCUAUUCAACAUUCUGAUUGCUAAUAUCGUAAAAAGAAACUAGCUUCCCAGAGAGGUUAUAGGGAUACUUUGCAAUGUUCGUCACAACAGUAAUGUGCUAAAUCGUUAUAUAGAAAUUAUUUAAAAAAUAGCCAAACCUUACCAACACAUAUAUAUAUCAGAUAUAGGAAGUAAACGAAGAAAAACAACUCUGUGCAAUGCAAGAAGAAAUUGAUAGGAACAAAAAACGUACAGAAAGAGAUGGUAGAUUUUUUGUACUAUAGCAGGAAUCCACUCUGACAAUGGUUAGAACGAGAUUCAUGUACUUUGUCUGUGGCAAUGAUGAUGGAAAAUAAAAUAUGAACGGUUAAACGAAA
Messenger RNA from Topomyia yanbarensis, 4221 nucleotides. RefSeq names its product ras-related protein Rap-1b. The transcript is spliced from 8 exons. The record is from RefSeq and is a predicted model, not a curated record. NCBI's taxonomy places the organism in Eukaryota, Metazoa, Arthropoda, Insecta, Diptera, Culicidae. Gene Ontology annotation, molecular function: GTP binding; GTPase activity. The coding region runs from base 1405 to 2250 and encodes 281 amino acids.